AUGGCCAAUAAUAUUUAUACUCAUUCUGACAUCGUUCGAUUCGUUGCAAGAAAAAUUACUGAGAAUAUAGAAAGUAAAGAUCUUCUAAAGAGCAAUCAGCAGUUAUGCGCUAAAAUUUAUACUGCCUUUUCUAAAUAUAUAAGUCAUAUAUUUAAGAGAGCUUAAAAAGAAAACGCAUCCUAUUGUGAAGUUGAUAUCCCAUCUAUCGGUAUUUUCACUAGAGAAUCAGAUAGAGAGCUAAAAGCAUUCAUUGUUCAGUAUUAUCCUUCAUAGCAAAUUUGUGAUGAAGCCAGAAUAAUAAAGAAGGGUUAAUAUGUAAAGCAAGGAUGCUAAGUACUCUUAGACUUAAGGUUAGAUGAAUUUCCCUCUAAGAUCCUUGUAAUCAACAACAGUUAACAGGAUUUUGUUGAUAGAUCAUCUGUCCAUAAUCUUAUUGAGUCAAAGCGUUAAAAUCACUAUGAAUCAUCUAGUAAGAGAUCUGCUAGUCCAGCCCUUUCAUCAAGAUCAUCAAUUUGGCAGUCAAAGCUGGACACCCCAAAGACAAUGAGUAGUCAAACUAGAAAAGCAGCAUCAAGAGGAGCAGGUGGCUUAAGUCAAUUUGAAUCAGAUCCAUAUUUUAUUAUAAACUUAGCAAUGACCAAAUAAGCUCAAUAAAAUCUAAACAAUUCAGUAGCCUUGCCCAAUAUUACAAUUAAUCUUGGCAAUUUUGUGAGUGAUCACAAAAUAAACACUUUCAAAAAAUUAGAAAUGGAUUCUAGAAUAGACUAAGUCAACUAAGCUUAGCAGUAAAAAGAGAGGAAAGUUUUUGAUAAGACUAAUGAAUAGGUGGUGGACUUUCAAAGGAAUCAAGAAUAAAUUAAAUUAUAAGAGUUAAUAGAACUAGAGGAAAAAUAGAGAUAGAAUGAACAAAAGAAUACCUUAAGGUAAUAGCUUAUUGAAUAAAGGGAAAGAAAGAAACUUGAAUAGUAGCUUGAGAAAUAAUUGAAUAAGUAAUUUGAUUAUCAAUUCCCCUUCCAUGAUAAACCGAAUCACGGUAGAGCAAAGACCCUUCAAGAGAAUCUUAAAGUCAACCAAGAUGAUUUUAUUAAAAAACUGCCACUUCAGCAUGACAUAUAGGAAACUUAGCAUGCUUAUAGGCUGCUUAAAGAUCAACAUAGAGAAGAGACAGAUAAGUUAGCCACUGAUCGUGUGUAGAUAAAUUUAGAAUAGUUAAAGCAGUAGAAGUUAAGAGAAAAAGAUGUUUUCCAUAGAUAAAUUUAUGAUUAUCACCAAUAAGAGUAGUUUGUUCAAUAAGCUAGAAAGCAGAAUCUUAUCGAGACUAAGGAUACUCUUAAAGAAUAAAUCAAAGCGACUAAGACUAUGAGAGAAAAUUAAAAGCUAUUUGAGAAUAGCUUUACAUCUGGUGUGUAAUGGAUGGAUUCUCAAGACAUGAGUAAGACAUUCAAUAAUUUUGGUCCUGAUGAGAAGCCUGAAAGAGUUCAGUACUAUAAUAUCAAAGCAUAGUUUGAUAAGGAAUUGAUAAGAGAGCAUUUGAAGAAAUAAAUGAAGGACAAAGAGUUAGCAAAAAAGAGCUAAGAUUAGGAUUAUUUGGAUUAUGGGCGGACACUUAAUGAGCUUGCGAACUAAAUGAAUAGAUAGGAGCAAGAGAGACAAAAGAAUAAGUAGUAGACUCAAUUCUAGCAACUUCGAUAGGCCUGGGAUGAGCAGAAAAAGCAAAAGGAAGAUUUAAAAAUAGUUGAGAAAAUAUUCAGAUGA
Molecule: messenger RNA, 1755 nt
Organism: Stylonychia lemnae
Lineage: Eukaryota; Ciliophora; Spirotrichea; Sporadotrichida; Oxytrichidae
Source: the annotation of a GenBank genome assembly